AUGGAAGCGUUGGAGAUGCGAAACGUUGCCGCACCUGUUCGGAGUCUACAGCUUGGAGUCAGAUUUACCGACGGGAGUCCUGAUUUGAGGUUCACUAUGACUCCUCAGGAUACGGGCGAGACAGUUUUGGCCAAGAUUCGGCAAGAAAGGCCAGAAUUACAGCAGAAGCGCCUCAAACUCAUUCACGCUGGACGACUAAUCCUGGAUCAUUCGGUCCUUGGCACGUUGCAGAAGCCCAGUGUCAUUUCGCCUACGGAAUCCCGCCUGUCUUUAAGUAACUGGUCAAAGAAGGAGAAAACGGAACCCAAACCUGAAAAUGAGGAACCCGUCAUCUGGCUGCAUUGUUCUGUCGGCGAGAUUAUUGAAAACGAGCAAACUCAGGAUAGUACAGAAACACCCGUAAGCACUCUCGUCGCAGAUUUUAUUUGGCUUGACCUCUAUAGACGAGAGGAAGUACCGAAUAUCUAUGACCGCUUUACCGACGCGGGACUGUCUCAAGCAGAUGUGCAGACGAUACGAAGCUUGUUCAGGCGCAUGAUGUUUGGAAAUGGCGCAUCCAAUGCAGAAAAUGAGCGAAGUUUAUCUGCGGCACAAAUUAACCGACUCGAGACCGAGUGGCUAGAGUCUAUCAGUCAACCAUCGGCGUUUGAAGAACCUUCAUCCUCAGCUGAACCACCAGCAUUCCUCUCGUACCUCCUUCCGUCUGCUACACAUGCGUCUCCUGCUCGAUCCACUACGCAAGGUCUUCUGUUUGGUUUCUUCUUCCCAUUCAUAUCCAACUUUAUGGUUAGACCGCUGUAUCGACCGGCAGCUUUCUUUGAUGGAGAGAUUUGGCCCAACCUUAAUAGCGAGGUUGCUGCCGUUGCGUCUGCCUUGGCAGUCAUUGAUACAUCUGCACAGCAAAACCGCGAGAAUACCUCCAAUGAUAAUGCACCAACCGCAGACGUAACAGAACCUGGAGAAGGCUCGACCAAUGCGGCCGUAGCAUCCGAUGGUCCCGUCGAAAGCCAGAGGGAAGAAGCAAGGUCAACCACUCUAGUCGCGGAUGCCAUGGUUGAUCCGAUUCCUAACCUCACAUUUACGGAUAUUAUGCAUGCUGCUAUCGAUGCAGUGAAUACGCGAACCAACGAGCUCACAGAUCGCAAUGAGGCGCUGGAGGAGCAACUGGAUACUUUACAAAGGGACUUUGACGUGAAGUUUCGCGAAUACUCAGCAGAGAAGGAGCGCAUUUGCUGGAUUCUUUGGCGGGCCGCUAAUCUACGCGUCAACUUGUCGCGUAGAUCAAUUCGAAUGGACGAAGCUUUCAAGCAAAUGCAGGAUGAUGUGGAUGUCCUCGUGCAAGAGACUAUGCUCUCCGAUGCCGUUCGUCGACUACUGGCCACGGUGCUCACCCGCACCCAUGAACAAUACGAUAAACUCGAGGCAUGGAAUGACGGGGUGCUGCAAGAUCUUGCCAGUCUUGAAAGCGAUCAUUACAUCCUGAAGAAGAAGUAUGCCGCACUUGCAUCCGCCUGGCAACAGAAGACUGGAUUACCUCUUCCCAAACGACAGACAGAGAUUGAAGAGGAGCAGAAUGGUGCAGCCGCGAGGAUGCAGGAGCAAAAACGUCACCUCCAACAACAACGCGAGCAAAAGCUCGUUUCUGGCGAGUUUGCCCCGCUACCGGUGAAUGUGCCUUCCUUGGGAGCACAAGAGCAGCGAGGUUUCUCUCCUAUUCGCAAACGGCGCACGCAAAACGCGGACGGUGUUCAAAUACCGCCUCCAAAACCAUCGGUGACCGCGCUCCGUGCCAUCUUCCCCCCACCGCAGCCGUUUGAAGCAGCUAAUCUCAACCACAAUCUACGACAGCGAAAGGUACCGGCGAAUACCCAGAGCGAUUCUGCAGCCUUGGCACCAGCUGCCUCGGUGUCCAACCCUUCCGGCCGUCCACCCACAAGUACAGGUCGCGCUGCAAAGCACAACGGUGGUGUUCAAUCUGGUCCUUCGUCGAACGAUGCCCAAGAUAGCGAGAGCGAGAACUUGGAACCGGAUCUCCAAGGCCAGGUCGAAGGACUUGGAGAAGUGCUUUUCAAGCAGCAGGCCUUCAAGCCUGAGGAACUCCGUGAAUAUCGACUUAGGGUCCUUGACCUCCACACGAAGGUGGAGCAGCGAGCCAUCGAAGUCGGGAAGAAUUGCGGCAAAGACGAUGAAGCUCGACGCCUUGAUAGACGCAAACGCUUGGACGAACUAGGCGGCAAGCUACAACAGGAGAUGAACGUCAAUCUCGGCUAUUUGCCACUUCCAGACAAGCCCAUCCCAGUCCCACGCUGGAGAGUCACCCGAGUCAGGGAGCCAGCCAUUGCACCGGCUGAUCCCGUAAAGACCGACGCAUUCGAGACUGAAGCCCAGGGACCGAUUGAUUCGACCUCAGAACCACGUGAGGAGAGUCCUUGGGUUGACGAUGAUCCUCAUGACCCGCGACGAGAGGAGAUAUUUGCACGAAUAUUGGAUAAGCUGGAGCGCAGGGCGCAAUUGAUUGAAAUAGGCAAGCGGAAAGCACUCGAACUUGACUCGGAGGUGGAAGAAGCCGCAUUUGAAAGCUCUGAAGACACCUCUUCCACGCCUCAAGCCAAUCCACGCAAGUCGAAGCGUGGAGAGCGAGACAGCUACGAAGAUGAGGAAUCAUUCAUGUCUAGCUUUACAGAGGAAGAGGAGAAGAAUCAGGCGAGGAAGAGGCGGAAAGUUGGCCAACAGAGGCGAGACGACGCACCUUACAAAGGCAAGAUAACAAAGUCUGGGCAACUCGGGCGCGUGCGCAAAGUACCUGCCGCUGCCGCGAAUACCGUUGCAGCAGCAGGUGGCAAGACGCUGAGCAAACCCAGACCCGCUGAACUGCCAAAGAAAAAGACCCAGUCCACUCUACGCAAAGGAAAGGGCAAGCCAACGGAACCUCAGAUGGAAAUCAGGGUGCCCAAGGCUGUCGCUGCCGUCUUUUCGGAAAGUAGCACUUCGUACAAGGACGAUUCUGAAGAUGAGCCAGAGAGUGAAGAACAAGAGUCUGAAGAGAGUGACCCUACCUGGGAAGAGCGUCGCAGCAAGACCCGGCACCCAACGCGUCGGCCCGCUACUUCCAAAGCUCCAUCGACCAUUAAGAGUAGAGCUAAACGGAGAUAA
This is a messenger RNA of Serendipita indica DSM 11827, 3153 nucleotides long. The record is from the annotation of a GenBank genome assembly. Lineage: Eukaryota; Fungi; Basidiomycota; Agaricomycetes; Sebacinales; Serendipitaceae.